UGACUCAACAUGCUCACUAUAAUUAGAGAUAUAGAUCCCAAAUUCUGGAUAUAUAUAUAGAGCUACACUCCUAGAAAGACAAUUUUAAUAUAACAACAACGAAAAGAACAGCAAGAACAUGGCAGAGACUCAAGGAAAGGUCAUCACUUGCAGAGCUGCCGUUGCAUGGGGUCCAAAAGAGCCGCUUGUGAUACAAGAAAUAUGCGUCGAUCCUCCUCAGGAAAUGGAAGUCCGGGUUAAAAUCCUUUACACCUCCAUUUGCCAUACCGAUCUCGGAACUUGGACCGGCGUGAACGAAGCUGAACGAGCAUUUCCGAGGAUUCUUGGGCACGAAGCUGUCGGGUAUAUGCCAAUUCACAUUGGGAUAUAUCUACUAUUUAAACCUACAUGUGACGCUAAUAAAACAUCUUUUUUUCAUCUUCUGGAUAUGAACAGAGUGGUAGAAAGUGUAGGAGAAGGAGUUAAAGAUGUGAAAGAAGGAGACUAUGUGAUUCCGACAUUCAAUGGAGAAUGUGGUGAAUGCAGAGUUUGUAAGAAAGAGGUAAGUAAUCUAUGUGAGAGAUAUAAAGUGGAUCCAAUGAAAAGACUGAUGGUUAAUGACGGAGGGACAAGAUUCUCAACAACCACAAACAAGGACGGCGGUUCGAGCCAGAGCCAACGCAUUUAUCACUUCCUUAACACCUCCACGUUCACCGAAUACACGGUCUUGGACUCGGCUUGCGUUGUCAAAAUCGAUCCUAAUGCUCCCCUCAAGCAAAUGAGCCUCUUGAGCUGUGGGGUCUCCACGGGUGUGGGAGCAGCUUGGAACACUGCCAAAGUGAAAGAAGGUACAACCACUGCUGUCUUUGGAUUGGGUUCGGUUGGACUCGCUGUUGCUGAAGGUGCACGAGCAAGAGGAGCUUCUAGGAUCAUUGGUGUUGAUGCCAAUGCUUCCAAAUUUGAGAAAGGUAAAGUGAUGGGAGUAACAGAUUUCAUAAACCCUAAAGACUUAACAAAGCCAGUACAUGAGAGGAUACGAGAGCUGACCAGAGGAGGCGUGGACUAUAGUUUUGAAUGCACAGGAAACGUCGAUGUUCUUCGCGAAGCCUUUUUAUCCACUCACGCCGGUUGGGGAUCGACGGUUCUAGUAGGAAUAUAUGCGACACCAAGAACAUUGCCUCUUCAUCCGAUGGAGCUUUUCGACGGCCGCAAAAUCACUGGUUCUGUAUUUGGCGGGUUCAAGCCCAAAUCUCAGCUACCAAGUUUUGCUCAACAAUGCAUGAAAGGGGUUGUGAAAUUGGAACCUUUUAUCACCAAUGAGCUUCCAUUUGAGAAGAUAAACGAUGCGUUUCAGCUGCUUCGCGAUGGAAAAUCUCUUCGUUGUCUUCUCCAAAUCGCUAAGUUUCUCAAGAAAUAAUUCUACACAUUUCCAAAGUUUUAUUACUCUAUUAUUUACCCAGCAAACACUUCUAUUAUAAAUUAUAUGUAUAUCAUCAGUAGUGCGAUGAUCAACCAUUGUUUGUGCUCAGGGAUUGUUUAAGACUCAAAUGAUCUUGUGAUGUCAUAUAAGUUCUUAUUAUUCA
Messenger RNA from Brassica oleracea var. oleracea, 1562 nucleotides. RefSeq names its product alcohol dehydrogenase-like 3. The coding region runs from base 119 to 1396 and encodes 425 amino acids. Gene Ontology annotation, molecular function: zinc ion binding; S-(hydroxymethyl)glutathione dehydrogenase [NAD(P)+] activity. Gene Ontology annotation, biological process: formaldehyde catabolic process. The record is from RefSeq and is a predicted model, not a curated record. The transcript has 9 exons. Lineage: Eukaryota; Viridiplantae; Streptophyta; Magnoliopsida; Brassicales; Brassicaceae. Gene Ontology annotation, cellular component: cytosol.